UCUCCCUGCUCUUCACCCACCUUCUCCGCUGCCAUGGAUACGGAGUCAACCUACUCUGAACAUUCCCACUACUCGGGACACUCCAAAAAAUCCCAGAGACAAGGGAGCCGGGACAGGCACAAAUCGCCCCGGAGCAAAGAUGGCAGUCGGUCUGAGAAGUCGGUCACCAUCCAGGCGCCCCCUGCAGAGCCGUUAUUGGGGAAUGAUUCUUCUCGGACGGAAGAAACUCAGGACGACAACUGGGGUGAAACGACGACCGCCAUCACGGGCACUUCAGGUCACAGCGUCUCCCAGGAGGACAUUUCCAGAAUUGGCAAGGACCUGGAGGACGGCGUCGGCGUGGACUGCAGGCGCUACCUCGUUCUCACGGUGGCCGCCGUCCUUGGGCUCCUGGUCUUCCUCACCCCCGUUGCCUUCAUCCUGCUCCCUCAAAUCCUGUGGCGGCACGAACUGCAGGCCUGCGGCACAGCCUGCGAGGGACUCUUCAUCUCCGUGGCUUUCAAACUCCUGAUCCUCUUGAUCGGGACCUGGGCGCUCUUUUUCCGCCCACCCAAGGCCGACCUCCCGAGGCUGUUCGUGUUUCGCGCCCUCGUUUCGGUCCUCAUAUUUCUGCUAGUCUUCUCCUACUGGCUCUUUUACGGCGUUCGCAUUUUGGACGCCAAGGACCUCAACUAUCAGGGAAUCGUCCAGUUUGCCGUCUCGCUGGUGGACGCGCUCCUUUUCGUGCAUUAUCUCGCUAUCGUGGUGCUCGAGCUGAGGCAGCUGCAGCCGAUGUUCACAGUCAAGGUGGUUCGGUCGACGGACGGAGAAUCGCGCUACUAUAGUCUGGGACACUUGAGUAUCCAACGUGCUGCUGUGGCUGUUUUGGAAAAUUACUACAGAGACUUUGCCGUCUACAACCCAACGUUGAUCACGGCUUCGAAAGCACGUGCCGCAAAGCACAUGGCGGGCCUGAAGGUCUACAAUGUCGAUGGGCCCGAUAACAACGCUGCCAGUCAGUCCCGGGCCAUGAUUGCCGCCGCCGCUCACCGCCGGGAUUCCAGCCACAACGAGCUGUACUACGAAGAAGCCGACCACGAGCGCAGGGUCCGGAAACGUCGAGCGAGGCUGGUGGUUGCGGUUGAAGAAGCGUUCACCCACAUCAGGCGCCUCCAGGUGGACGAGCAGCAGAAGGCCCCGGGGGAGGUGAUGGACCCCCGAGAGGCGGCUCAGGCCAUCUUCCCGUCCAUGGCGAGGGCCCUGCAGAAGUACCUCCGCACGACCCGGCAGCAGCAUUACCACACCAUGGAGAACAUCCUGCAGCACCUGGCCUUCUGCAUCACCAACAACAUGACCCCGCAGGCCUUCCUGGAGCGUUACCUCCGUCCGGGCCCGACCUUGCAGUAUGACAGGGACCGUUGGUUGUCCAAGCACUGGACGCUCAUUAGCGAGGAAGCCGUCACCAAAGGAUUAAGGGACGACGUGGUGUUUGUCCUCAAAUGCUUGGACUUCAGUCUUGUCGCAAGUGUGAAGAAGAUCCCCUUCAUCAAACUCUCGGAGGAGUUCAUAGACCCGAAAUCUCACAAGUUUGCCUUUCGCUUGCAGUCUGAAACCUCCGUCUAG
Euleptes europaea (tarantolino) is the source of this 1602-nucleotide messenger RNA. RefSeq names its product VANGL planar cell polarity protein 1 (gene VANGL1). Gene Ontology annotation, cellular component: plasma membrane. The transcript has 7 exons. The coding region runs from base 34 to 1602 and encodes 522 amino acids. Lineage: Eukaryota; Metazoa; Chordata; Lepidosauria; Squamata; Sphaerodactylidae. The record is from RefSeq and is a predicted model, not a curated record. Gene Ontology annotation, biological process: multicellular organism development.